UGAGUGCAGAGAGAAUAUGACUGCGAUCAGUUACCGGCAGGACUUCACACCCAAAGUGCUGACUGAGUCUGCAAACAUUUCAUACAGGUUCAGCUGUCCUGGUCCAGGUGUGUUCAGGUGUACUUUGACUGGACUGGUGUUUGGUACGGUUCAGGAGGCGGAGCUACAGUACAGGACUGUCCAAUGGGAUGAAAGACUUCUACAACCAGCUGGCAAGGCGGCUGCAGGUCCGCUGUUCAACAUCCACAGUCCUGACGGUGCUGUCAGUCAGCUCCACCUGCCACACUGUGAAAUCAUGGAUGCUCCGCUCCCUGAAGGUCUGCUGUCUGUCGUCCACAUCACUGAUGAUGGAAUGAGCAUCCUGGAGCCGCUGGAGAUUACAGACACUCAUGUGGUUGUGAACGUCCCUCACUUCUCUCGCCUGGGCCUCGUCUGGGACGUUGUUAGGAGGUUUAUCAACAUCACACGACCAAUCAGGGGCCAGGUUCUGCUGUUCCUCCGAGCUCCGCAUCGUGAUAAACGAAUACUUGACGUAUUACUGCUGCAGGACAACAUUCCUCUGAGUGAGGUUGCCCCCCAACAAGAACCAGCUGAGAACAUUAAGAUCUCCUCCCAGUGUAUUCUCAGCGUUGGUCACAGCUACAGCGUUCACAGUGAACCCGAAGCCUCCAUAAUCCAGCCUGAGGAUUCAACAUUUGACCCACACUAUGGACCAAACUUCUUCCCAACAUUUGAGGUUUUCCUCCCUGCAAACCAAGAGGAAGUGACUCUGAUGGUCCAAAACCAAGAGAGGACACCGGUGUGGAAUCGGGUGGUGCAACUGACAGGUCCAAGAAGUGAAAAUGUGUUCCUCCCAGCAGAGAAGCUGCUGUUGGCUCGCACACAGUUUGCUAGCAGAGUGUCUGAACCUAAUCUAGACCAGCUUCUGGGUAAACUUCUUGGGCUUGGUGUUAUAAAUGAUGGUGAAAUGGAGUCGGUCAGAACAGGAACGCGAGUGGACAAAGCUCGUAAAGUGAUCGACAUGGUGCGAAGAAAAGGAAAUGAUGCCAGCUCCUGUUUAAUUGUUGCCCUCUGUGAGGUGGAUCCAAACCUUUCCACACAGCUCAAAUUAAGCUGAGUGUGAAGAUGAAACCGUAUAACAGCUGACUGUUUCACUGUCUCAAGUCUGUUCUUUGUUAAAUGGCUCCACACUGUUUUUCAGCACUCAGUACUCAUUUAUCCAAUGGUUGUAAACACAGCUUGUACAUCAUGUUUUUAUGUUUUGAGGAGCAGUUCAUGUCUUUAAUUAUUAAUCAACGCUUGUUUCGUUGAUACUAAAUUGAAUAUAAAAGAUGUGCUGAGCUUUGUGUCUCAUUAAAUCAAAGAUGUUUCAGGUUCUAACCACAAAUGUGAUUAAAGGUUGUUUCUGUGCUGCCUUAAGACAGAUGUUUAUACUUUAUGAUGAAAAUAAUAAAAAGCUGACCAUGUGAUUAGAGCUCGCUGAUAUAUUCACCCUGUAAGAAGCUUUUUUUUGGGGGGGGGGGCAAUAAGACAUGACAUCUGUCUCUUUUUUCUUCCUUCUUAUCUGUGAUCUGAAUCUUCUUGAACUCUUCAGCAGUUUAGUUUCAUCCUGUGUUGACAGAGAU
Molecule: messenger RNA, 1625 nt
Organism: Scomber japonicus (chub mackerel)
Lineage: Eukaryota; Metazoa; Chordata; Actinopteri; Scombriformes; Scombridae
Product: NACHT, LRR and PYD domains-containing protein 1b allele 5-like
Exons: 7
Coding region: 17-1117 (366 amino acids)
Biological process (GO): regulation of apoptotic process
Source: RefSeq, a predicted model, not a curated record